Molecule: messenger RNA, 966 nt
Organism: Paramuricea clavata
Lineage: Eukaryota; Metazoa; Cnidaria; Anthozoa; Malacalcyonacea; Plexauridae
Source: the annotation of a GenBank genome assembly
AUGCACGGCCUUCGCUACGGUAUUCGUAAUCAUUUCCAAUCGCUCAAAGGUAUCGAUAUUACUAACAAUGAGCAAUUUGUGCAAAGCAACAGAGUGUUUCAAGCAAUGUUGGUAAAGCUCAAAAAGGUAGGCAAAGGAGUUGUGAAACAUAAAGAUCCCAUAAGCAAAGAAGACAUGACCAAAAUAUUAUCGUUUUUGGAUUUAAAUUCACCACAAGGUUUGCAGGACAAAGUCUUUAUUGAUAUUAUGAUGUAUUUUGCAAACAGAGGAAGAGAAAAUUUACGAAAUAUGAAAAUUACUGACUUUGUUAUCCAGAAAAACGAGCAAGGUCUGCAGUAUGUAAUUCAUCAUGAUGUACUCACAAAGACAAGGCGAGAAAAUAACGAGGGAUACAGUGGACACAUGUAUGAGAUUCCAGGUUCAUCGAACUGUCCUGUUGCUUCAUUCCUAGCCCUAAAGGACGUUUUAAACCCUGCACAAGAGUGCAUGUGGCAGAGACCUAAAUCUCAAGUGCCAUCAGAAGGACCGUGGUUCACAAAUGCACCUUUGGGAGUCAACACUCUUGGUAACAAGAUGAAAAGCAUCACUGAGAAAGCUGGCUGCUCUUUGAUAUAUACAAACCACAGUUUAAUGGCCACAACUGUUACUGUUCUCGAUGAAGCAGGAGUUGCAGGUCGUGAUAUCAUGUCUGUCACAGGACAUAAGUCUGAGUCAUCCCUCAAGCAUUAUGUUCGUACUAGCAAUGCCAAGAAGCAAGACAUGAGUACCAUCAUUUCAUCUCAAAUGCAAGAAAAUAUUCCAGUGGCUAGGGAGGAACCUGCUGAAAGUAUUUUCGACGAUCUAGUAUUAACAGACUCACAAGAACAGUUUCUAUUCAGUGAAUCUAAUUUAAACAUUCAGAGCUCCUUGUCAUCAACCACACAACACUUCCACUUCCAUGGUCCUGUUGUCUUUAACAACAAGUAA